AUGGCAAUAAUAUAUAUUCCCAGUAGCAGCACAAUGUUUCCAAUGCCUCAAAAAGUACUGAGACAAAAUAGAGAGGUUGUUGUCCCUGAGGAAAUCGGCCGCGCCAGAAUGCUCACAUUGAAUCGGCCUAACCAUUUAAAUUAUUUAUCACGCGCAUUAACGCUCGGGCAGAACUUUGAGAAAUAUGAGAAAGAUGAUAAUGCUGAUUUUGUAAUUAUCAAGGGAGCUGGUCGUACUUUUUCUGCUGGUGGGGAUUUGCAUUUGUUCUACAAGGGACGAAACACAAGGGAUUCUUGCCUUGAAGGUGUUUAUAGAAUGUAUUGGCUUUGCUACCACAUUCAUACUUACAAGAAACCACAUAUUGCUCUUGUCCAUGGAAUGUCUGUGGGUGGGGGUGCAUCCUUGAUGGCUCCAAUGAAAUUCUCUGUGGUCACUGAGAAAGCGUUUAGUUCCACUCCUGAAACAAAUAUAGGGUUCCACCCAGACUGCGGCUUCUCAUAUAUGCUUCCGCGUCUUCCAGGUCGACUAGGGGAAUACUUGGGCUUAACAGGAGAAAAACUAAAGGGUAAAGAAGUGGUUGCUGCUGGACUAGCCACUCAUUUUGUUCCUUCACAGAAAUUAUUUCAGCUAGAGAAGCGUUUGUUGAGCAUAAAAAGUGGUGAUGAGGAUACUAUUAGAUCUGUCAUCAAUGAAUUUUCCACAAAUAUUCAUAUUGAUGAAAGAAGUAUCUUGAACAAGUUGUCCAUAAUCAAUGAGUGUUUUUCCAAGGAUUCUGUGGAGGAAAUUAUUGAAUCAUUUGAAGCUGAGGCAAGCAGAAAAGGAAAUGAUUGGAUUAUGGCAGUGCUUAAAACCCUAAAGAAAGCAUCUCCAAUCGCAUUAAAAAUAACAUUGAGAUCGAUACGAGAAGGAAGGACACAAACUAUAUCUGAAUGUUUGAGGAGAGAAUUCAGGAUUUCAAUGAACAUACAACGAGCCAUAAUAUCUGGUGAUUUUUAUGAGGGCAUAAGGGCUCAGAUAAUUGACAAGGAUAAGUCUCCAAAGUGGAACCCUUCAACUCUUGACAAAGUGCAUGAUGAUCAACUUGACUUAAUCUUCAAGCCAUUUGAAGAUCAUGACUUGGAACUUCAAAUUCCUGUAAAAGAAGAAGAAGAAUACAGGUGGAGAGGAAAAUAUGAAAAUUCUAGCUAUUCUCAUCCCAACUAA
Molecule: messenger RNA, 1203 nt
Organism: Solanum tuberosum (potato)
Lineage: Eukaryota; Viridiplantae; Streptophyta; Magnoliopsida; Solanales; Solanaceae
Product: 3-hydroxyisobutyryl-CoA hydrolase-like protein 5
Exons: 14
Coding region: 1-1203 (400 amino acids)
Biological process (GO): L-valine catabolic process
Molecular function (GO): 3-hydroxyisobutyryl-CoA hydrolase activity
Source: RefSeq, a predicted model, not a curated record